Molecule: messenger RNA, 1212 nt
Organism: Trichoderma atroviride IMI 206040
Lineage: Eukaryota; Fungi; Ascomycota; Sordariomycetes; Hypocreales; Hypocreaceae
Biological process (GO): positive regulation of cytoplasmic translation
Cellular component (GO): cytoplasm
Molecular function (GO): single-stranded RNA binding; translation regulator activity; mRNA binding
Source: RefSeq, a predicted model, not a curated record
AACGAUCCUGCUGGCAACACUGGAGGUUUCAAUGACAACUAUGAUGACGGUGGUUAUAAAGGCAAUGCCAAUAACUACGACGAUGGUGGUUAUAAAGGCGAUGUCAAUGAUGCUGGAGAAUACGGAAAUGACAAAUGUUUCGGCUGCGGCGAGGAAGGCCAUAGGCGAGCGGAAUGCCCCAAUGCUGAAGCGCAGACUUGCCGCUACUGCAAGAAGGAAGGCCAUAUGGUCAAGGACUGCCCCGAUAAGCCUCCUAUGACUUGUGGCAACUGCGGUGAAGAAGGCCAUUUCAGAAAGGACUGCGAGAAUGCCCGCAAGGUCAAUCGUGACCACGUUGCCGAUACUACUCCGGAAGAUGCCUGGGCCAAGAUCAAGCAGGCAGCUCGUGAAAGAGACUACGAUGAUGUCAAAGAAGCGGUCGAGGAAUAUGUCAAGGCUCUAGGAGGAGAGGUCACCUACCGCCAAAUCCAAGAGAAAUUGAUGGAAGAGAAUGUCAAGCUUUGGCUCAUUGGUUUGGAAAGAGAGCUGAUUGAUACUUUCACCAACAUGGAUCUCCAGGGCAACAUUGACAAGAAGUAUAGCGUCUCGUUCAGGUUCUCCGAUAAGCCCGAGCGGCCUCGUGAAAUCGAUGGCUGGCCUCAAGAUCAUAGUGAGAUCCUCUCUCGCUUGGACAAUGCAGGAAUAGUUGUUGAUAGAGGCCUUCCUAAAUGCUACAACUGUAGCGAGCUCAGUCAUACGUCCAAGGCCUGCACCCAGGAGCGAGUUGAGCACGCUUCAGAGAAGCCAAAGAUCUCGUGCUAUAACUGCGGUAAUGAAGGCCACCGAGUCAGAGACUGCCCCGAGCCACGCGUUGACAAGUUCGCGUGCAAGAACUGCGGAAAAUCGGGACAUAAAAUCGCAGAGUGCCCAGAGCCUCCCAACAUGGACAAUGUUGAGUGUCGCAAAUGCAACAAGACCGGCCACUUCGCCAAAGACUGCCCAGAUGGAGGCAGCAGGGCUUGUCGCAAUUGUGGCCAGGAAGGCCAUAUUUCCAAGGAUUGUGACCAGCCCAGAAACAUGGACCUUGUUACCUGUCGCAACUGCGAGGAAACUGGACACUACAGCAAAGAGUGUCCCAAGCCUCGGGACUGGUCCAAAGUCCAAUGUACCAACUGUGAGGAGUAUGGACAUACCAAAGUCCGCUGCAAGCAGCCACCCAAAGACUCGGGGGCU